Messenger RNA from Drosophila bipectinata, 787 nucleotides. It is a transcript of the gene RpL18, whose product is annotated as ribosomal protein L18. Gene Ontology annotation, biological process: translation. Gene Ontology annotation, molecular function: structural constituent of ribosome; RNA binding. Gene Ontology annotation, cellular component: cytosolic large ribosomal subunit; ribosome. NCBI's taxonomy places the organism in Eukaryota, Metazoa, Arthropoda, Insecta, Diptera, Drosophilidae. The record is from RefSeq and is a predicted model, not a curated record.
GUUUUUUGCAGCUCGCCCCCUGGUCUCUUUCUUUUUAACCUCUCGUUUCGGCAAGAUUCGACGUAGCAUUGAACGCGGAUAUCGCCACACAUUAAAAUGGGUAUUGAUAUCAACCACAAGUACGAUCGCAAGGUUCGCAGGACCGAGCCCAAAUCCCAGGAUGUGUACCUGCGCCUGCUUGUUAAGUUGUACCGCUUCCUGCAGCGCCGUACCAACAAGAAGUUCAACCGCAUCAUCCUGAAGCGUUUGUUUAUGAGCAAGAUCAACCGCCCUCCGCUAUCGCUGCAGCGCAUUGCCCGCUUCUUCAAGGCGGCCAACCAGCCCGAGUCCACCGUCGUGGUCGUCGGCACUGUCACCGAUGACGCCCGCCUGUUGGUGGUGCCCAAGCUUACCCUGUGCGCCCUCCACGUCACCCAGACUGCUCGGGAGCGCAUCCUGAAGGCUGGCGGUGAGGUCCUGACCUUCGAUCAGUUGGCUCUCCGUUCGCCAACCGGCAAGAACACUCUGCUGCUGCAGGGCAAGCGUACCGCCCGCACUGCCUGCAAGCACUUCGGCAAGGCUCCUGGUGUGCCCCACUCGCACACCCGCCCCUAUGUCCGCUCCAAGGGACGCAAGUUCGAGCGUGCCCGUGGUCGUCGCUCCAGCUGCGGCUACAAGAAGUAAGCAUCCAGCUGCUGCCGGAUAGAUUGGAACUAAAUAGGACACUUUUGGUUAAGAUUGAUUUGAUUUGUCACGUCGCCGUCGCACACCACUCGGCAAUAAAGAAGUUUUAUUCCAAAAGGUGAAA